CAUGAACAACGCCGCGUUUAUCGAGGACUGGAAUAGCAUUAUUCCGUUCAAAAUCAAGGCAUCCGAUUUGGAGUCUCCAACGGAACAUUUUCUGUUCAAGUGUGUUUUAAACAUCUUCAAGCUGAUGCACUACGAUGUGUCCAGCUACGAAAACAUGUUUAGCGAGCCGAUUGAAAAGUUAACCAUGAGACGGGUGGAGUUUGUUACUCGUAUAAACUACAUUUACCAGCUGUGUUCCGACUCGAAGCAAACAUCCUUCUUCUACGUCGACCUGGUGAAACCAACCGCCAAAAAAGUAAAGCAUUUACUGAAAAUUCUUCUCAACUACCUGUUUUACAUAAACAUGGUGAAGGAAACCGUGCUGGAAAAGGCCAAUCAUUGCACGGAGAAGUACUUUGAGCUGAACGCCAAACUGAAUCAAGAGCAGAUCCUAAAGGAAGCCAACAAAAUCAAAGUUAGCAACAUGGAUCGCGAUAUAGACAAAAUGAAGAACCGGCUUCCUAUGAUCAGUCAGCAAAUCGAAGAACUGCACGAGACUCAGAAGUCGUUGCGCGGCAAACUGGCCCUCUUCGAGGUAAAGGAUCAUGAGUUGGGUGAAAAGGUCAUCCGUCUCAAAAUGCACCACCUACAUUUGAGUGACAAGAAGAUAACGGACGAUGAAGCAGUAGCACUGAUCGAGAAAAAUGAGAGUCUUGAACAAGAAAUGGGGAUUCUGACGGAAAAAGAGAAACAACUUCAAGAAACCAACGUUAUUCACGUGGAAUCAAUCAACCAGAUACGCCCAUGCGUUGGACAGAUUGAAAAACUGUUACAAACCGAGUUCGAUGGUUCAUACAUAUCUCUUCGGGCGGAAUUGGAGGAGCUAACACUGGAGUACGAUAAGACACAAGGCAAAAAAGCAAACAUGGAAUGCAUUUCUGAAGGCUUGGCGAAAACUUGCGAGAAAAUAGAAGCAUACAUAGCCGAGAAACGAAACGAACUAAUGGUGCGCAACAAGGUUCUUGGAAAGAGUGAAAAGAAAGAGCAGAAUAAACUGCAGUCGUUAACAAUGGAGUUGCAGCAACUGACAGAGGCUAAGCAGCUCUUUGUUGAAAUGAUGGAAAAAGGGAAAAUGGAUCUAGAAAAAAUUGUUGCCGUUGCAAAUGAGACAUUGUAUCGUAUUGAUCCAACAAAUGGGAAAAUGUCUCACACACAGUGAAAGGUAAUUCAAAGGAAGUCGUGCGUAUACAUUAUGUUAAAUGAAGCCACACAUUGUACA
Molecule: messenger RNA, 1258 nt
Organism: Anopheles darlingi
Lineage: Eukaryota; Metazoa; Arthropoda; Insecta; Diptera; Culicidae
Exons: 6
Coding region: 2-1198 (398 amino acids)
Cellular component (GO): kinetochore; Ndc80 complex
Source: RefSeq, a predicted model, not a curated record